AUGGCUUUAUUCGUCCUCCUCAUCCUGACGUCCCUGUGUAUUGCGGGCCGAGAGGCCCUCAGCAUCUCUGACUGCGGAGCUUACGCCAGACGGCCAGAAUACACCGACAUCGCCGUCGUUUGCGGCACAUCUUCCAUCGAUUUGGCGAUUCAGAUCUGCCCGGUCAUCUAUACCGGGUACAACGGCAGCCUGCUCAUCCUGAACCGCGUCCGGAAUAAUGUGGACUGUCAGGGGAAGCUGGACACUGCCGUGACGCCUCCUGUGGUGAGAUUUAGCUUCCCCAUCAGAGAGGGAAACGCCUGCGGGAGCAACUUCCUGACUACGAGCGCGCCGGGGACGGGGAUAUUCGCAGACUUCUCCAACAUUCAGACGGUGAACGUCAGCGGGGUGAUCCGGUCCUUCGACCCCACCAUCGGCACCAUCACCUACAACGCUGAGCUCAAGUACUACUACUCCUGCGCCUAUCCGCUGGAGUACCUGGUCAACAACACCCAGGUGGAUGUGUCAUCGUCCUCCAUCGCUUUGAAGGACAACAAUGGGAGCUUCAUCAGCACCCUCAGCAUGUCCCUGUUCCAGGAUAUAAAUUACACCAAGCCUCUUGUGAUUCCCCCGCUGGGCCUCGAACUGAGGAAGAACAUCUAUGUCCAGGUGGAUGCGUCCAACCUAACAUCGCAGUACUUCGUGCUGCUGGACCGGUGCUACGCCUCAGUGUCCUCGCAUCCCUCCAACUCCACCUUCUUUAAUCUGUUUGUCUCGUGCUCCAUAGAUCAGCUGACGACCAUGCUGGAAAACGGGGACAGCCAGAAGGCUCGCUUCUACUUCCCGGCGUUCCGCUUCACCGAGCAGCAGAAUGAGACCAUCUCCACCUACUACCUGCACUGCAUCACCCGCCUGUGCGAGAGCAGCACCUGCAGCACCUUCAAGCAAUGCAACGGGCGGAGGAGGAGGAGGAGGAGGGGCGUGGAGACCACCGUGAUCAGGGACGGCAUCACCGAGCCCUCCGUGCUCACCGUGGCCAUCAAGGCCAAGACGGAGGACGCGUCUCUCUCCAAAGAAGAGGGUGAGUGUGUUAUUUAUUAACUUGGCUGCCAUGAGAAGAGCGCC
Salarias fasciatus (jewelled blenny) is the source of this 1104-nucleotide messenger RNA. RefSeq names its product zona pellucida-like domain-containing protein 1. The transcript is spliced from 9 exons. NCBI's taxonomy places the organism in Eukaryota, Metazoa, Chordata, Actinopteri, Blenniiformes, Blenniidae. The coding region runs from base 1 to 1080 and encodes 359 amino acids. The record is from RefSeq and is a predicted model, not a curated record.